Messenger RNA from Sphaerodactylus townsendi, 8242 nucleotides. Its product is annotated as KIAA1549 like. The transcript has 22 exons. The record is from RefSeq and is a predicted model, not a curated record. Lineage: Eukaryota; Metazoa; Chordata; Lepidosauria; Squamata; Sphaerodactylidae. Bases 336 to 4556 code for a protein of 1406 amino acids.
CAUCGCAAUCUCCGAGCGAGGGAACGACUCGUCAGGCACGCGGGCCGGGGAGGGCAGGAGCCCCUCGGAGUCCAUCUCCCGAGCAAGGAGGCUGCCGGCAGGGCCGGCGGCGGGUGGGUCUGUCAGGGAGCUCCCUUUUGCAGCUGCUGUUGCCGCUCUUCGCCACAGCCUCCGCACCUGCCGCUGCAAAGCUACAGAGACAUUGGCGAGAGCGCGCCCUCUGGAGGGGGAGGCGGCGGCGGUGGCUGGGGAGCCAUGGGCAGCCGAGAGCGCCGGGGCACCCCCGGGCAGGCGCCGACCCUCGAAAGGCAUGUGUGAGCCGUGCCGUCCCGCAAAUGGCUCUCUGCGCGGAGGCGUCGGGGACGGCGGUUGCCGCCCAGAGGUGUGAGGCUGCCUUGCGCCUGCGGGGCUGGUUUGCGGCAGGCGCUUGCCCGCGUCGCCGGCGCCUGCUAUGCCCUGAUCGAAGCAGCGCGGAGGCAGCGGCCGGUCGAGGGCCCCGCUCCAAAGCUGCCAUGCUCCUUGGGGUACUGUUCGUGCUUUGCCAGCGUGUCCAAGCGCAGCAAGGUACUGAACAACAGCAGAUAAAUGUUGCCCCUUCUUCAGAGUCUUUAACCAACUGGAGAGCUAUAUUAUCACCAACAUGGCCUUCUAGAGAACUUGUGUCUUCCUCAGUGGGUGACAUUUCCAUGAGACAAGCUUUGGAGAGUGCAAAUCUGCUUCAGAUAAUAAAAAGCACACUGGCAGGGACACGGACCAGAACUGUUGACCACACAAAAUUUUUACCAAGCUUGUUUCAAGGGAGUGGCAACAGUGCAUCCCAGGAACAUUCUGAGUUAUCAGCUGAAUCAUCAGCAAAGUCUCAAGAUGCUGAAGAAAUGACUAUUGUACCAGUGUUACCGUCUGUGUCUCCUGGUGUAAUACCAUCUGUAGCAACUUCAGAAGCAACACCAGUUACAGGAAAAUCAGCUCCAACAUCACCAAUGCUGACUUCAUCCUUGUCCUCACUGAGUACUGAAAAUUCACCAUCUGUGAUGGCAUUAAGCACGUUAAUAUCAACACUAGCAAAAAAUAACACUGCCACAAAAAUGGCACCAACUUUAAGCCCAGUAGUGACACAUGCAGCCUUUACAGUUUUAUCAAGAGGCAAGUCUACAACAUCCAUGGACACCACGAGUUCAUUUUCAAUUACAAAAGCUAGUACAGUUUCAGAUCCCACAACACAUGCACCAAGACAUACUGAAACAACAGUACCUAACACCAAGAAACCCACAAAUUCAGACAUCACUAAAACAUCAACUGCAUACCCACUGACAAUUACAGCAGCUUUGACAUCUAUUACAGCAUCAGCGAAAACAGCUAGACUUCUCCCUACACCUGGUGAAAAAACUUCUGUUGCUGUUACUACACCAGUGUCAACUUUUGGUAAUGUGACAACAGUUCUUCCUUUGGAAUGCCAGCUUUCCAGAAACCUUCUGGUCAAGACAGUUUUGCUUCUGAAUACAAGAAGGCUACUGUUGAAUGACUCCCUGAAACAGAAUGUCACAAAAGGUCUCACCCAAGCGUUGCGACAGGCUUUCAAUCGAAAUGUCAAUGCUCAAGUUGAAAUCCUGGAACAAUCAAACAAUGUGACAGUUGGUUACUAUGUAACUCAAGAGACACUGGUUUUUAUACCUGCUGCCGUUAUUGAAAUGCUUAUUGCUUAUGGAGUUAGUAAUGCCACUUCGGAUAUUAAACAACACAUGCCAAAUCUCCAUUCUGUUGCUGUAUUAGCCUUGCCAUGGGAAUCACUGCCAGCCUACCACUUCCAGCUAAAAACAGAACUGCAGUUUGUGAGUCAGUCAGACAACAUACAGUCGUGCAGAUUUGUUCAGACAAUGGAACAAAGGCUACAAAAAGCAUUUCUGGAUGCUGAAAGAAAAGUGUUGAACACCAGCAACAAAUUAACUGUUCAGAUUCUGUACACAUCUAAUGUCUCUCAGGCUGUCACUCUGUUUUAUGUGGUAAGAAAUGAAAGCACAAUCCUAAAUGGCACCAUAUCAAGCCAUCUGCUUAAUCAUCUUUCAGCAGAACUGGUGGGAUUCUAUCUUACCUACCCACCACUCACCAUUGCUGAAGCUUUGGAAUAUCCAAACCUUGAUAUUUCAGAAACAACCAGAGAAUAUUGGAUUGUUACAGUUAUACAGGGAGUUGAAAUCACUUUGCUGGGGCUGAAUAAUCAGAGUUUUGCCAGACUAAUGGAGCAGCGUUUAGCCCCACUAUUCAUGAUGUCCCAUCAACAAGGAAGACGGUUUAAACGGGCCACUACAGUUGGCAGCUACACUGUGCAGAUGGUAAAAAUGCAGCGAAUUCCAGGUCCCAAGGAGCCUGCUGAAUUGACUUAUUAUACUUUAUACAAUGGAAAACCUUUGCUGGGCACAACAGCCGCCAAAAUUCUGACCACUGUUGAUUCACAAAGGAUGGCCUUGACACUGGGAUAUGUUGUUCAAGUACAAGCUGAUCCUGUGGUGAAAAAUCCACCCAACAAUUUGUGGAUAAUUGCAGCAGUAUUGGCUCCCAUUGCUGUGGUUACAGUAAUCAUCAUCAUCAUCACAGCUGUUCUCUGCAGGAAAAAUAAAAAUGACUUCAAGGCUGACACCAUGAUGAACCUACCACAGAGAGCCAAACCAGUCCAAGGUUUUGACUAUGCCAAGCAACAUUUAGGCCAACAGGGAGCUGAAGAUGAGGUUUUGCCUGUAACCCAGGAGACUGUAGUAUUGCCACUUCCUGUGAGAGAUCCUGCAUCCCAAGAGAGGGAAAUUGUCCAGGAUGGGACCACAGCUAAAACAGCUAAGUCCAAUGAUACAAGAAAGAGCAGGUCGCCCAGUGAGAAUGGUUCUGUCAUCAGCAACAAAUCAGGAAAGCCCAAUUCAGGCAGAGGCUCUCCGCAGAAAGUAAUGGCACAGCAGAAAAUGACAAAAGAGGAGGGAAGAAAGAGAAAUGGUUUUAAUUCCUCAAAGAAAAUUGUGCCCAUAAGUGAUGAAGAAGAGGGAGACAUACUCUUUGACAGUGUUGCCAAGUCUUCCCUUGAUCCUUUUGACACAUCCUCUGGAUCCGUACAACUCAUUGCCAUAAAACCUGUAGCUUUGCCUCCUGUACAUCCAACAUCAGAUAGGAGUCAGGAAACUGCUAAUGGAGAGGUUAAUAAAGCCCUCAAGCAGAAGUCUGAUAUAGAGCACUAUCGCAACAAAUUACGCCUGAAAGCCAAACGGAAAGGGUAUUAUGAUUUUCCUCAAGUUGAUAACAACAAGGGACUGGUAGAGAGGAAAAAGAUGUAUGAAAAUGCACAAAAUGAAAUAGAUCAUAUUUUGGAUCCUGAUACAGAUGGAUCUUCCCCAUUUGUAGAACCCAAAAACAGGCAGCAGAUCAAGAACUCAGUUUACCGAAGCAGGCAGUCCUUAAACAGCCCUAGUCCAGGCGAAACAGAAAUGGAUCUUCUGGUUACCCGAGAGAGGCAAAGGCGUGGUAUUCGCAAUAGUGGAUAUGAUACUGAACCUGAAAUGAUAGAAGAAACAAAUGUUGACCGUGUUAAUGAGCCUCGAAAUUAUACUAGACCCCAUCAAGCAAAAGGCCAUUCAGAGACUUCAACUCUGAGUUCUCAACCAUCCAUUGAUGAAGUCAGACAACAGAUGCACAUGUUAUUGGAAGAAGCCUUUAGUCUGGCUUCAGCAGGCCAUGGAGGUCAAAGCAGACAACAAGACCCUUACAGUUCUACGCAGCACUUGCCGUAUGCGGAAGUUGUGACCAGUGCUCCUGGUACAAUAUCUCGACCCAGAGGGGGAAUACAGUGGGUACCUACAUAUAGGCCCGAGGUUUAUCAGUACAGUUUGCCAAGACCUGCUUACAGAUUUUCUCCACUCCCUGAAAUGGUGAUGGGUUCUCCACCUCCUCCUGUGCCUCCCAGAACAGGACCUGUUGCUAUCACCUCUCUUAGGAGGUCAACAUCUGAUAUUGGCAGCAAGACAAGAAUUUCAGAGUCCAGUGGGACUGAACAGAUACAGCCACAUGAUCAUGCCCCUUUUGUCCCAGUAUCAAGAGCCUCAGUAUCUGUGGCUCCAUUGGAUCAAUCAGCUUUGAAUUACUCAGGAAACACAGUUCCAGCAGUGUUUGCCAUCCCAGCAGCAAGCCGACCUGAGUUCACAGGCUAUUUCAUCCCAACACCACCUGCAGCAUACAGGAACCCCACCUGGAUGUCUUAUGCUGGAGAGAAUGAAUUACCAGGGCAAUGGGCUGACUCGGUCCCACUCCCUGGCUACAUAGAUGCUUAUUCCCGGCUAUGCUAUCAACACAACUUUCCUUCAAGGCUUCCUUGUCAAUACAGCCAGCCAUCAAAUAUGCAUUCCAGCUUAGAACAUGCCACCCUGCCUUCCACUACUGCUUCUCAUCAAAGCCUAUCAGAAAAUGACCCAUCUGACAGUCCUAUCACCAACCUUUCUACGGCUGCUCUGGUGAAGGCAAUAAGAGAGGAAGUUGCUAAGCUAGCCAAGAAACAGACAGACAUGUUCGAGUAUCAGGUCUGAUGGCUUCUUGUGCUGAGUGUUUGUAACACACGCUUUGCAAACCGUUAGCUUUCAGAUCAGCUUUGUCAUGAUGGUGUGUGCCAAAAUGAUGCAAUUUUUUCCAUGUUCUGAAACAGUCAAUUCUGAAUUCUUGUGAAAUGAAAGAAAAUAGAACCAUCAAUCUGAAAAACAGCUAUCUGCCAACUAAGAAAGGUAUUCCUGAGCAACUCCUUGUUCAAUAUUGAUAUAUCAUAUUUAUGGUAUGGAACUGACCGUCACAUACUUCCUUGUUCUCUGAAGCCUUUGUUGUUGAAAAGAUUACUGAACCAUAGAAUGUUCUGUCUAAUGUUUCAAAAUAUGAAGAGCUUGGGAAGCACAAUAUAGAUCAUGCUGAAUCAAGUUGUGCAUGUAAAAAGUAAAUCUCAUUCUGGAUCAAGAAAAAAUAGUAAUGUCAUAAAAAUAAGAGCCACAUAAUCAUAUUUUAGUAGUCAAAAUUGUUGCAGUUGGGAAGGGCUGUAAGACAGAUUGCAGCAAAGCAAUAGAGCUCAAUCGUUGCUGCCUAGAAGCCACAUUUGAUCAGGAAGAAUCUGAUGUGAAUGAGCCUUGUGGAGUCCUUUGUAAAUAUCCCUAACUCAUCAUCAUUGUUCAUAAUCUGAAAGCCAGAAGAAAGAACUGUGGAGAGGCAUACUAGCAUAAUUGAUAUCUGAAGUGCUGGUUUAAUGUUACUGGUGAGUUACACAGGAGUGUUUUCAAUACUUUGUUUCUUCACUGCAAAAUAGUAAAGAAAACUGAUGAAGUAAAUUGGUGUUUAAAACUUCCCAAAACUGACCAGUGAAAACAUUCUAUGAGUGUCCUACAUUCAAAAGGCUUUCAUUCUGAACACAUGGUAAUCCUAGCAAAUUUGAGAACCUGCUCCGCAUGGAAUACUGAAUGCACCUGCUUUUACAAGAAAACCUCUGUUUGACAUAGACUGCAGCCCUUUCUCUCUUAUAAACAAUGACAUCUAGUUAAAGGGAUACCAGAAACAGCUAACCAGAGCUGUGACUUAACUUGGAUUACAUCGGAACAAAAACUACACAAGGAAAUCUUUAAGAAACCAUCAUAUCUCGAUGUGUUGGACUACAACCUGAUUAUUAUAUUAAAGUGCAAAUACGUAAACACCUGUGUGAAUUAAACCAAAUAGUACUUUGUUUAAAAAGGUUAGGGGUAGUAUUUUUUUAAACCCAUAGCUGUAGAUUCUGAAAGAUACAUGUCAUUCCUUGUUCCAAUACAUUAUCAUGCAAAUACAACCUUUGUUAAAGAAAACAAUACCAGAAUGAGCCUCUGUGCUCACUCACUCAUCAUUGAUGGAGAGCUGCAGAAACCAAUCUUCAUAAUGUAACUUUAGAAGGAACUGAAUUUGUUUGAGUUACACCAUUUGGUUAUAUCAGUAUCCAUUGGAGUACAAGGUUAUAUGCCCAUUAUUCAAUUUAUUUAUUUUACCAACUUGGUAUAGCUUUGUGAUUUCAUUUUCUUUCACGCGUUUCUUUGGCCUUUAUCGACAAAGUCAAGGAGGAACCACAGUGAAUCUUCUAGCCACAACACCAGCUUGAAUAGGUUGAGAAGCAGAACACUGAACCAGGAAACUAAGCAUUGUUAAAGCACAGAAUUUUCAAAGCAACACUAUUUUAAAAAUAUUGAAAACCUCGUUCCCAAGGCUACUACUUAACCAUCAUGGUAUAAUUGUUUAUUCAUUACUUAAGUAGACCACAUAUAAAUAAAAUGUAUUUUUCUAAUUUCUAUGUAAAUAUGUUUCUAGAAAUGAUUUAUCUGCUGAGAAUAAUAAAUGCCCUUAAAAUAGAAAAGAAAUAAGCAAUAUGGUCGAAGUCUCUAUAUAAAUAGGUAGUGAGACUUAACUCAAAUCUCCCAUAAAAAUGAGUCUAAUAAAACAGUCAACCAAUUCAUGCUAAUUGUACCAUCAUGAUGCAAUAUAUUCACAAUUUAAUGUUUUUGGUUGCUGUCUGUUUUGGUAUUUUGUCUUUGACAAUAUAGAAAGGUUUGUGAGAGAGCUUAAUGGGAUUUGCUGCCACUUAAAUCUUCUUGGGCUUUGUUCAAGCUUGUCCAUCUAUAGUCAUCUGAAACAGAUGAAUAAUCAGAGCUGGCAGUUGUAAAGAACAGAUGGAAAGAGAUGAGCAAGCUUUUGAUAUGACCACUAACACUGCCAAAAGAAUGAGACUCCUUUGUUUCACCUGGGCGUGAUGGCGCUGGGUAGCAGCACAAUGAACAAAAGUGUCCUGGAUCCUGUCUGUGCAUGGUCCCCUAUAACUAGAGAUGAAUGCUGCAUACAAUAGUCAAUAUUAAGUUAAUAUAUUUCAGUUAAAUGGAACUAAAUUCAUUUAUGAUGACUCCUAUUUUUUGAGAAUAAUGCCAUUUCAUUAUAAUCAAAUAUAAAAUUAUGUGUAAAAUAUAAGUAAUUGAUGUAACUUUCAGAUUUAUCUAGUUAAGAAUGUAAAUUGUCUCUUUUAAAUAACAUUUUUAAUAAGUCACAGAUCAUAUUAGCCUGUAGAAGGAUUACUACAUUUCAGGAUUGUAAGAAGUUUAAUUAGAUACCUCAUCCUUGAAUGUCUAAUGCCUAUCAUUAUAGCAGUAGUUUGUCCCCAGAAUAAACUAAGGGAUUUUGCAUUUGAGGCAUGCCUCCCCAUUUUUGCAUUAAAAUAUAAGUUUGUGAAUUAUGUGGUAGUUCAAACCUGGGACUACCAGAACUUAGUCUGAAUCUUUAACCAUAACACCACACAGGCUUUCAUGGGGUGGCUGCUGUUGAACAGCAGCAAGCAGUCAGUCUUGAGGGAGUCAUGCAAGUUGAGAAGUAUCAAGGCACUGUGAUUUCUGAAGGAAUCCUCAUCCAUGAGACGAGAUCCUACCAGCUUUCACUUGGUAGAAGAGGGAGAAUCUUGUCUAAUUUCCCCAAUGCACUGACCUAUGACAUACGAUUUUUGUGGGGAGGGAAAGUCAAAAGAGAUAGUUGGUAGAAGUGAAGAUGGAGAAUGAUCCACUCUUAUCAGUUGGUAGGAAUCAACCCAUUUUUAGGAGUUGACUUCAUUUUCAGUACUUAGAUCACAUUCAUAAACGUUUUAGAAGACUGAGAUACAGGGAUGGUGAUGAUUUUGAUUUAUUCUCCACCCUUUGCAAUAGUCUCAGGGUGGGUUACAAUAAAAAAUGAAUUGAAUUGAAUUAUCAAAUGGCUUUUGAAAAUACAGAAAAUAAAUAAUUUCUACUUAAUGAACAGAUCCCCAUACUGAGCCUUGCAUCAUUAAGGUCCAUUAAUUUCAUUAGGACUUAAACUGCACAUAAUUAUGUUAGGGUUUUGGGUCCAUAAUUUGCUCAUAAGGGAAAUGACUAAUGACACAUCAUUUCUCUAGAUGAACAGAAUCUACAUACUUUAAGUAUUAGUUUCUGUUGAAAAGAUGUCUAAUCCAUGGCUUUAUAAAAAUGUUUCCUGAGGUUCAUUGAUUGAUGAAGUUAUAUUAAUCUACCAAUUCAAUAAGUAAACAAUUAUGUUGGUAAGAAAUGUGUGCAAUGUAGAGGAAUCAUAGGCUACUUGUUUUACUUAAGGGGGCAUUUCUGGAAAUAUGAAUUAUGUUCUAGCAUAUAGUAUCCAUGAGCACAAUGCAUUUAUGAAGUGAAAAUAUGGUGUAUAAAUUUGGCAUAUAUUAAAUAUUUUUUUGAUA